UGCGGCACUGAGGCUCUGCUGGAAUCAAAUGUGAAUGUAUUGAUGGAGGCACCAAUCAUUAACACUGAGUACAUAGCGAUUCUCAGGAGAGAUGCAAAUAUGUUUUUCCUUUAUCUAAAUCCUCAAAGGAGCCUUUAAUCUGCACACAUUGUGCUGAACAAAUUGCUGGGCAAUUACAGGAGAUAACUGGCAGGGCACAGAGGAAUAGCAGUGGAAUCAUUCAAUAGUGAUGCUCCUAUUGUCACAUGGAAGACUCAAGGGUCCUCACAAUUGGCCUCUGCGAAGGGGAAAGUAAAUUGGCAACCGAAAGCUCUUUGUGCUGUGGAAGAAUGAAUUGGUCCUUGGGGGCAUUGACAUUGCAGAGAGGAAUGUGACCCCCCAGCACAGAGCUGUUUAUCAGGGACUCAGAGAUGUCAGUGCAGGUCCCCACAGGGGAAACUCAUAAAGAAGCAGCAGCCUCAGACCCCCAUCCAACCACACCUGAAAGCCCCUCUGCCCAAUCAGAGGCAAAUAGGAGGGGCAAGAGGGGAGAUAGGGAUCCUUGUAGAGGAAUGAAAGCCGGAGAGAGAGAGAGAGAGAGAGAAGCACUGCUACUGUUUUUCUACAAAGGGAUAGUUUAGGGGAGCUGUCUGCAUAACAGUCGGGGUGCUAUUGGGGUAAGAAACAAUAUAGCAAAGAUCAGUGAGAUUGGGAAGGGACAGUGUCAAUUGCAAGGAAGGCUGAGCUUCUGUCACUUAGUGAGGGAUUUGGGGAGUGUGAGACAGUGUGUGAGACAGUUUGUGUGUGAGACAGUUUGUGUGUGAGACAGUUUGUGUGUGAGACAGUGUGUGAAAUUGAUAAAGGAUGUAAGUAUAACAGAUUGAAUCUCUGGGUGCACUUGGGGUGGCAGAAUGAUGUGCGUAUUUGUAUAAGGGGACAGUGACUGCUCAGCAUGGCAUUGUAUGAGAAGGAGGCAGAGGAGGGAACAGCUUGACAGUUGGCAGAAGCUGUAAGUUUCUAGGGUGACAUUGGUCCAAAUGGUGAGUGUGGUUGACGUUCAAUACUUUGUGUGUGUUAGUAGUUGGCAUAGACAGUAAAGAGUUGAUUAUAGGGUGGUAGACAGCAGUGUGACAGUUGGUACAAAAGUGUAUUAGAGGGUGGCAUUGCUUGGCACGAGUAGCCCCGCAUUAGAGGCUGCUAGAGAGUCUAAACAAAGCCGGUGGUAUAUAGUCAAUUAUAAGAUAAGAAGGCUGUAAGGGUGGCACUGGUUGGCACAGUGUAACAUUGGAUAAGAGGACAGAAGUGGUUGGCACAGAGUAGCUGUUCUCGGGAUAGAAUGUCAGUGCAAUAGAAUGUGGCAGAGAGUGUAAGAGUGACAGUAGUUGGCACAGAGUAGCAGGGUAGGUGUAAGUUACAAGUGGUGGGAGCACAUACUAUCAGCAGCCAGUGUUCCUAAAAUUGUCAGUAUAAAUAGUGUGAGAUAGAGAAAAACAGUAAAAAUGUUGGAGGAACCCUGGAUCCGGACUAUGCAGCGCCUCUUCUACCCCAUCAUGUCUGCCUUUGGCAUGCCAGCCAGCAUUAUCACCAUCACCAUCCUGUGGAAAGGCAACUUGGGGAUGUCCAAGUCCAUAAUUUAUUACUUAGUGGCCCUUGCUGUGGCCAACUUCCUCCUCAUCCUAGUGGUGACCGUCUUCCGGGAUAUCUUCUACUUUUAUGUGGAUGUGACCUUGUGGUGGCCAGAGCCAUCUUGUAGCAUCAGCAACUGGAUCUACUUCACUUGUGUUUAUGCCCUCAUCUGGCUUACUGUGGCUUUCACCUUUGAUCGUUAUGUCAUAGUCUGUUGCAUGAAACUGAAGCUGUGGUAUUGCACCGCCAGGACAGCACAGAUAGUAAUAAUUGCAAUCUACGUGGCUGCUUUUGUGGUGGCCAUGCCCACAUAUUGGAUGUAUGUUCCUGUCCGUACAACUCAGCCUGAUGGGUCUUUGUUCCACAUCUGCUCCUUGCACCGCAACCUAAGUAUGAUUCCAUUCCUGUCUGCCUACGACCACAUCCAGACAACCCUUUGGAUUGUGGUUCCAUUGGUCUCGCUGGUCCUGACAAAUGGCCUGACUUUCUGGCACAUCACGGUCACCACCAGGGUCAGACAAGGCCUGAAAAGUGUCCCAUCUGGGAAAGAGUCUGAAGACCCAGAGGUGGCCCGAAGAAAGAAGUCUAUGUCUCUCCUAGUGAUGAUCACCAUUUCUUUCCUGGGUCAUUGGCUUCCCAAAAUGGUAAUCAAAGUAGUGGAGAGACUUACCUACCCUCCUGUCAACCGCUAUGAUUUCUACCAUGUUGUAAAUGUGGUAAGGAUGCUGUGUAACAUGUUGAUUGUCUUAAGCUCCUUCAGCAACAUGUGCAUCUACUCACUCACCAUCAGCAAAUUUCGGGGGGAGCUUUUCAGAGGAGCCAAGUAUAUGAUCCGAUUAAUCUUCAGACACCCCUCUUCUUCCCUCCCACCUCCAAAGCAAGUCAAGGUAUUCUCCAUCUAAGGGCAGUAUGUGAGGGUCAAGUGCUUGAGCUUCCAACCAACAUCAAUACCAAAUUAUUACAACUUUCCCAAUGUAUCUGUUCUCUACCUAUCUCAUACAACCAAGAAAGGGUAACAGUGAUUAUAAAGGUUUGUAGGGUACUGCCCCAAAGAGCCACAAGAAUAAAAGAUGAGAUGCCCCAAUAUGAGCAGUAUGUCAUUAAUAUUAUGUAUUAGUAGUAGUGAGGGAUUCCUUAAGUUUACACAUGGACAUUUUUAUUUCCUUCAAUGGACACUUUCACUUCAUUCGGUGGACACUGUCACUUCCUUCAAUGGACACCGUCACUACCUUCAUUGGACACAGUUAUGAAAUUAACUGUUUCUGGCUGCCACGUCAGUUAUGUAGUAUGAGAGAAUCACAUAAAUCCCAUAAACAUACCAAACUCUUUAAAUACAAAAUGUAGUCCAUGUGUACCGGCCCCACAGACUUUGACACAGAUGUCAGACUUACAGGCCUAUAAUUGCCAGGCUGAGAUCAUAAUCCCUGCUUAAAUAUUAUAAUGAUGUCAUCUUUCCUCCAAUCCAUAGGUUCAAACCAGAUAAAAGUGAGUCUGAGAAACUCAGGCCUAGCCAAAACUGAACUACUGUAAGAUCUCUCAGUACCUAAAGGUGUACUCCAUCUGGCCCUGAUGCCUUGUUCACAUUCAUUUUGAGUAACCCUUAUAUGUACCAUAUCCUGAGUCAGCCACUGACUGAAUGAGCUGAACCAUCAGUGCCCCCAUCAAGUGGGUCUUGAAUCUCUGACUCCUCUAAUUCAUACACUGAAAGAAGGAACUAAUUCAGCAGAGAUACAUUUCUGUCCAUUUUGGAGCCAUGCUCUCAACCUGAAUCUUUGUACUAUUAAUAUUCUGUUUUUAUUGGAAUUUUUCAUGUCUUAUAUGAAAGGCAUUCAUGCAAAUUCACCAAGUCUAUGUGAAAGAACUACACCAAUUUAUCCAAAACAAAGCAUUACAUAGUAAUUUAUAGUUGACUCAUGCCGACUAGGAUUAUCAACCUGGGAUUAAAAUUUGUGGUAGGUGUUUAGUAAAUAGAAUGCAGACUCCUGGUGGGAUAUCUGUUAGAUGGUAAUCUCUUUGGUGAAUAUCUUGAUAAUAAUGUUGCGUUUCCACAAAAAAUUGGGCUGUGUUUUAAAAUUUACGUCAUACUAUAAUUUUCUUAAACAAGUUUUUGGGGUUAGUCUUAGCCUCUGCCACAAUCAGUUCCUCUUUUAUUAUCUUUGCCUCCUGAAUUGCUGUUUUACACACACAUACUUGUGUGAUUAUGAUUUUAUCUUCUUUCCUAUUGACUUCUUUACUCCUGAACUGAGCCUACAGUGAGUCAUUGACCCCUGACCAGUAGGAGAGCCCAGUUUCCUUAUGGGUAAGACCACCAUCAGGGGGUACAGGGAACUCUCCAGCCAUGGGCCCUAUGAUAGAGGUGAGGCCCAAGAGAAGCAAAAGUCUGAGCUGAACUACACGGGAGCUGUAGGGGGUGUUAGAUCAACAGUUCCUACAAGAUGUGGUCUCAUGGGUGAAAAUAUAACAGGAUUUAAAAAAUUUAAUGUGUAAUUGUCAUGAAAGAUUUGCUGUUCAGAUGCACGUGGGCAUCUUCAUCCAACAAGAUCCAAUGUGAUUGUCCAAUCUGAUCUGAUCUUCAUAUUGGAAUACAUUGUACACCAUCCGACUUUGUCUCAUCAUUUUGUAGCAGGUUUUGUAACAUCCCACAAAGUUUUUGUGGAUAAGAUAAAGUCUGACCCAUAAAAUCUGCUUAAAAUGUGUAUUGUAUCCCUAGUAAAAGUGGAUACAGGUAUAAGGUGGAUACGGGUAUAAGGUAAAUACAGGUAAAAGAUGGACACAGGUAUAACGUGGAUCAUACAAGUAUAAGGUGGACACAGUUAUAAGAUAAACACAGGUAUAAAGUGGAUAUAGGUAUAAGGUGAAUACAGGGAUAUGGUGGAUCAUACAGGUCUAAAGUUGAUGAUACAGGUAUAAGGUGGAUCAUACAGGUACAAGGUGGACACAGGUAUAUUCAGGCUCAUUUGUCCCAACGCAUUUCAUACUUAACGGAAAAAACUGACAUUGUAAACAGAAAGGACUGCGUAUGUGCACAGAUAUAGUGAAUAAAGUACC
Messenger RNA from Xenopus laevis (African clawed frog), 4653 nucleotides. RefSeq names its product probable G-protein coupled receptor 139. Bases 1479 to 2507 code for a protein of 342 amino acids. The transcript is spliced from 2 exons. The record is from RefSeq and is a predicted model, not a curated record. Lineage: Eukaryota; Metazoa; Chordata; Amphibia; Anura; Pipidae.